AUGUCGAAUGAAACAGUUGAAGAAGGGCAUGUCGCCACAGGGAUUGAACAAAAUGAGAACCGCUCUACCUUGUACAAGAUCUGGACGGAUUCUUGGUUCCAGAUCAUCUUGAUUAGUUUCAUCUGCUUUUGCUGUCCAGGAAUGUACAAUGCCCUCAGUGGUCUUGGAGGUUCCGGUCAAGUUGACCAGACCGUCGCUGCCAAUGCGAGUGUAGCCCUUCUGGCUUGUACUGCGGGAACAGCUCUUUUCAUUGUCGGCCCUAUCUUCGAUCGUGUUGGACCCAGAGUUUGUCUCUUGCUCGGAGGAUGGACAUACGCAUUAUACUCCGGUAGUCUUCUGUGUUUCAAUGCAACCGGCAACGGCGGAUUCGUGAUUGCCUUAGGUGCCAUUCUCGGCGUGGGUGCAUCGUUCUUAUGGGUGGCACAGGGUGCGAUCAUGACGACCUAUGUGCCCGAGUCACAGAAGGGUCGCGCAAUCGCAGCCUUCUGGAUUAUCUUCAAUCUCGGCGGUGGUGUUGGAUCUCUCGCUAGUUUCGGCCUCAACUUUAAAUCGAAGAGUGGAACUGUCAGCGACGCAACAUACAUUGCCUUGCUUACCAUCAUGGCUUUCGGAUGGGUGCUAGGAGUGCUAAUUUGCCCGCCAUCGUAUGUUAGAGUUGCCCAGAUGCAAGUCACACCGGAGAAUGAGAAGAACUUCCGUCAGAUUAUUCGCCAUUCCCUGCAGACUAUCUGCAACUGGCGAGUGCUGUGCAUGCUGCCACUCUUCUUCUCGGCCAAUGUCUUCUACUCUUACCAGCAAAAUGCUGUGAACGGUAUGAACUUCAAUAUCCGGACGCGUUCGCUCAACGGUUCGCUUUAUUGGAUUGCGCAGAUGUUGGGUGGCCUUGUCAUGGGUCUCAUUCUCGAUAUCCCCGGUGUUAGCCGACCAAAUCGCGCUCGCAUCGCGUGGCUAUUCUUGUUCGUCACUGGAAUGGCCAUCUGGGGUGGUGGUUAUAAGUUCCAAGUGUGGUCUGACCUCCGUCUGGAGCAGGGCCUUAAACAGGAUAUCGAUUACACAGAUUCUGAUAUCUCAGUGGGCCCGAUGUUCCUCUACAUCUUCUAUGGCGCCUAUGAUGCGUUGUGGCAAUCAUUCUGCUACUGGCUCGUGGGUGCCCAGUCUAAUUCCCCGGCCGCGGCGGCCGUUCUGGUUGGAGCAUACAAGACCUUCCAGAGCACUGGUGGUGCAAUGGCGUGGCGUAUCAAUGCCAUGGAGAAACCCGCGAUGACCCAAUUCGCUAUGAACUGGGGACUUUGCAUGGGCUCGCUGGUUAUUGCUAUCCCAACCGUCCUGGCUAUCACUUUGACCAGUGAUAAAGAAACACCAGCAGUCCAUGAGAAGGACUUCCCAGAGACGGAGGAGUCCCGGGAGGUAGUAAAGUCUUGA
This is a messenger RNA of Penicillium crustosum, 1422 nucleotides long. RefSeq names its product putative MFS transporter. The transcript is spliced from 3 exons. Lineage: Eukaryota; Fungi; Ascomycota; Eurotiomycetes; Eurotiales; Aspergillaceae. Gene Ontology annotation, biological process: transmembrane transport. The record is from RefSeq and is a predicted model, not a curated record. Bases 1 to 1422 code for a protein of 473 amino acids. Gene Ontology annotation, molecular function: transmembrane transporter activity.